GUCUUGCUGGAGGAAAAAAAAGCUCGCUUUCACUGCUAGAGAGGAAGGGAGGAGUAGCUACAAGCCGACGUUUCCCUACCAACCUUCUCUCCGACAAAGCUCCUCAACAGACACUUCAGCGAUGGCAGAGGCCCAUCAGGCUGUGGCGUUCCAGUUCACCAUAACUCCAGAGGGCAUCGACCUACAGCUGUCCUACCAGGCCCUGAACCAGAUCUACUUGUCGGGAGUGCGAUCGUGGAAGAAACGCAUCAGCCGCAUAAGGAACCGAGUGAUUAAAGGAGUGUACCCCGCCAGCCCCUCCUCAUGGCUCUUUGUCGUCAUAGCGAUCCUGGCCACCAUGUACAUGCGCUCGGAUCCCAGUAUGGGGCUUAUUGCUAAGAUACAGCAACACCUGCCUCUAAGUCUCCAUUACUCACUCAGCACCCAGGGUCAGACCAUGCUGUCUGCACUGGUCUUCAGCACUCUGCUGUGGCUCUCCCUCAUCCUCGCCCUCAGGUUCUGCCUCAAGCUGUUGCUCUCCUACCACAGAUGGAUGUUUGAGCUGCACGGCCGAGUCUCCAACACCACCAAAGUCUGGGUGACUCUGUUGAGGUUAUUAUCAAGCAGGAAGCCUCUGCUGUACAGCUAUCAAACCUCUCUACCUCACCUGCCUGUUCCUGCCAUCAAAGACACAUUGAACAGGUACCUGGAGUCAGUGCGCCCCCUGUUGACUGAACCAGGCUUCAAACGGAUGACUGAACUGGCCAACGAGUUCGAGUGUAAUUUAGGAAACCGCCUGCAGCGCUACCUUAAACUUAAAGCUCUGUGGGCCACCAACUAUGUCAGUGACUGGUGGGAAGAGUUCAUUUACCUGAGGGGCCGAGGUCCCAUCAUGGUCAACAGUAACUACUACGGCAUGGACUUUUUGUAUGUGACACCGACAUCUUUGCAGGCAGCCAGAGCAGGCAACACCAUUACUGCUCUGUUGCUUUACCGUCGCAAAGUCAACCGUGAGGAACUCAAACCGAGUCGUGUUCCAGGUACUGUCAUCCCUCUGUGUGCGGCUCAGUGUGAAAGGAUGUUCAACACAACGCGCACACCAGGAGAGGAGACCGAUGUGCUCCAGCACUGGCAGGACAGUGAAUUUGUGGCCGUGUACCACAAAGGUCGCUACUUUCGUUUGUGGGUGUACCAGGCUGGCCGGCUGCUGUCUUCCAGGGAGAUCGAGUACCAGAUCCAAAGAAUCCUGGAUGACCCUUCACCCCCACAACCCGGAGAGGAAAAACUAGGAGCUCUCACAGCUGGAGAUCGAAUUCCUUGGUGUCAGAUGAGGAAGCAGUACUUCAGCACCGGUGUGAACAAGAAAUCCCUGGAUGCCAUCGAGAGGGCGGCUUUCUUCGUAACUCUGGAUGAUGAAGAGCAAGGCAUGAGGGGAGAGGACCCAGCCGGGAACUUGGACCGCUACGCCAAGUCCCUGCUCCAUGGGAAAUGUUACGACAGGUGGUUUGACAAAUCCUUCUCUAUUGUGAUAUACAAGAACGGGAAGAGCGGCCUGAACGCAGAGCACUCCUGGGCAGACGCACCGACUGUGGCUCAUCUUUGGGAGUUCACAUUGGCCACAGAUGCCUUCCAGUUGGGCUACACUGAGGACGGCCACUGUAAAGGCGACGUGGACCGCUCACUGUACUACCCCCAGAGGCUCGCCUGGGACAUCCCAUCAGAGGUUCAAGCUCAGGUAUGCACAUCCUUGGCUGCCGCCCAAGCACUGGCAGAUGAUGUGGACUGUCAUGUGUUCCCCUUCAGAGAGUUUGGAAAAGGGCGAAUCAAGAAGCUUCGCGUCAGCCCAGAUGCAUUCAUACAGAUCGGCUUACAGUUAGCAUACUACCGGGACCGUGGCGGUUUCUGUUUGACUUACGAGGCAUCAAUGACCCGUCUGUUCAGAGAGGGCCGAACAGAAACUGUGCGAUCCUGUUCCAACGAUAGCUGCGCCUUCGUCAAAGCCUUAGAGGGUGGAGAGACGGAGGAGCAAUGCAGACGUCUCUUCAAACUGGCUUCAGAGAGGCACCAGAACCUUUAUCGACUGGCUAUGACUGGAGAUGGAAUUGACAGACACCUCUUCUGCCUGUACGUGGUCUCCAAAUACCUGGGAGUGGAGUCAUCCUUCCUCAAAGAGGUUUUGUCAGAGCCGUGGCGUCUCUCCACCAGUCAGACCCCGGUUCAGCAGAUGGAACUGUUUGACCUGAAGAACAACCCAGAAUACAUAUCGCUGGGCGGAGGGUUUGGACCUGUUGCUGAUGAUGGCUACGGGGUUUCAUACAUCAUUGUCGGUGAAGAUAUGAUCAACUUCCAUGUGUCAUCCAAAUACUCCUGCAGUGAGACCGACUCCCACAGGUUCGGAGCUCAGAUAAGUAAAGCUCUGCAAGACAUCAUGACUCUCCUCUCUGCUGACACCAAAACCGCCAAAGGCACAGUCAAGGGUCAAUCCAAGAAACUCCUCUGAAGAUAGUUGAGAACACGUUGCAUAGCUUUUAAAAGUCAAAAAGAUUCAUUUAAACCAUCUAUAGUUGAUUUAAUGGGAAAUCCCAACCAGUAGCUGCUCUGUAAUUU
This is a messenger RNA of Scomber japonicus (chub mackerel), 2586 nucleotides long. RefSeq names its product carnitine palmitoyltransferase 1A2b (gene cpt1a2b). Gene Ontology annotation, molecular function: carnitine O-palmitoyltransferase activity. The record is from RefSeq and is a predicted model, not a curated record. The transcript is spliced from 19 exons. Gene Ontology annotation, cellular component: mitochondrion. NCBI's taxonomy places the organism in Eukaryota, Metazoa, Chordata, Actinopteri, Scombriformes, Scombridae. Gene Ontology annotation, biological process: carnitine metabolic process; fatty acid metabolic process. The coding region runs from base 122 to 2479 and encodes 785 amino acids.